UCUUAGUCGUUCUGCCAGUUUCAUGCAUGCAUGAAAUAAUACACAUUAAGAACUGAAACCUUCAUACUGGUAGCUCAACUGACUUAAGUAUUCGCUGCAGGAAUCAAUUGCUCUUUUAUUGAAAAAAUAUAUAAUUUAACAAAAAAAUUAUUUCUCUGAGCAUCCAUCUCGCUAUAUUGUCACAAGAUCUGGGUUGUACUUGGUUUAAAUGUAAAAUAAAGAGCUGCUAGCAUCCUCAACCUGGCUGACCUAAUUAGAGCCCUCCUCCUGUGUCCCGUAAAAGGAAAACUGCCUAAGACUCAGUGCCGGUGCUCUGACUAAAUCGUGUACACACAAUGGCUGCACUUGCCUCAUGCUGGCUGUUACAAAGUGAAAAUUUAAGUUCAUCCUGAGCUGCUUAAAUGGUACCACUGGGGAUAAACCAAAAGCUUAACAGGAUUCAGGCUGCACAUGAUACAGGGCUUGGAGUAGCAUUUUGGUUUCAAAGGUCAACCGAGCUACUGCUUUCAGUCCAUGUGCUCUCUGCAGGCAAAAGCAGACAAAGGGACAAGUGUGCAGUUGAACAGUUAUUUCCUAAGGCUGAUGAUUCCUUCUGUAGUUUGAGGCAAUGCCUGAAAUGCUGGUGGAAAUGGAGCAGGAAGAUGUUGAUAUUCCCAGUAGGCGAGUUUUGAUUACUGGUGCCACGGGACUUCUUGGCAGAGCUGUGUUUAAAGAAUUCAAUGAAAAUAACUGGAAUGCAGUUGGCUGUGGAUAUAGGAGAGCUCAGCCCAGGUUUGAACAGAUUAAUCUUCUGGACUCUACUGCAGUUCAUGACAUCAUCCACGAUUUUCAGCCUCAUGUUAUAGUGCAUUGUGCUGCUGAGAGAAGGCCAGAUGUUGUAGAGAGUCAACCAGAUGCUGCUUCUCAGCUCAAUGUGGCUGCUUCAGGGAACUUGGCAAAAGAGGCAGCUGGAGUUGGAGCUUUUCUGAUCUACAUCAGCACAGACUAUGUAUUUGAUGGAACAAGCCCUCCUUAUAAAGAGACUGAUGUACCAAAUCCCCUCAAUUUAUACGGUAAAACCAAACUGGAGGGUGAAAAGGCAGUCCUGGAAAAUAAUGAAGGUGCUGCGGUACUUAGGAUUCCUGUCUUGUAUGGAGAGGUAGAAAGACUGGAAGAAAGUGCUGUGACUGUUAUGUUUGAUAAAGUGCAGUUCAGUAAUAAAUCUGCCAACAUGGACCACUGGCAGCAAAGAUUUCCUACUAACGUCAAGGACGUAGCUACUGUUUGUAGACAACUAGCAGAGAAGAGAAUGCUGGACCCAUCAGUAAAAGGAACAUUUCACUGGUCUGGCAAUGAACAGAUGACUAAGUAUGAAAUGGCAUGUGCAAUUGCAGAUGCUUUCAACCUUCCCAGCAGCCACCUGAGACCUAUUACUGAUUGUCCAGUUGUGGGUGCUCUUCGUCCGAGGAAUGCUCAGCUAGACUGCUCCAAGUUGGAGAUGCUGGGGAUAGGUCAGAGAACACCGUUUCGAGCUGGGAUCAAAGAAUCACUUUGGCCUUUCCUUGUCGACAAGAGAUGGAGACAGACAGUCUUCCAUUAGUUUGUAACUUUUUUAGUAAAAGUAUGUUAUGUGGCACUUUUUUAAAAGAAGAAAAUAGUUUUGUAUGAGUGUUCUUAAAUUGUGACAUUUAUGAGUUUUCAUUUAAUCAGGUAAACAUAAGGUCUUGCACUAGUGGAAUUAUUAGCCUAAAAAAAAGUUCAGUGACAGAAACUGAGCCUAUUCAACAUCAUGGAUCUUUCCUUCCGUUCGUACCAGUCUAACUUCAUGUCUGUUCCUAGCGGAUUAUGGUUCUUAGUAGUAAGUACCAUUUGAUGCUAAGAAUGACUCAUCACUUGUGUACUUACUUUUGGCUGAAAUCUGUUGUUGAUGCUUAAGGUCUGUGCCAUUGUUGUAUAUACCAUUUCUCUUCAUUAAAAGACAUUGUCAGUUCCUUUGUCACCAAAAAUCAUGAGGUUUUUGUUUUUAACUUCUGAAGGUGGUGUUCUUAUGAAAUUAAACUGAAGUAGGAAUCGUUAAAUGUUUGUUUUGCUUGAGCUCUGAUCAAAAUGUUUUUUAAAAAAGUGAAACUUUAUUUUUGCAAUUAUCAAGUGUACUUUUUAUGCUUGAAAUAUUUUCAGAAUGUUCUGUAACUUGAAUGCCUGCAGCUUCAUAUUUGUACAGUAAGUUGUAUGCAUUUGUUUUAAUGGUGACAUAAAAAAGCUAGAAAAGGGCUGGGAGGGUAGGGAACAAAUAGUUUUGACCUGGGGUGUUUUUUUGGGGGGGACUGGAGUUGGAGGAUUAUUUUUUUUUCAGUUGGGGUUUGUUGUUUUUUUUUUUUAUAGAAGCAUGUAAUAUCUUCAUCUUUCUCUUUUUUGGGGGGCAGUAUUUGGGAUCGGCGAAUUUAAUGGUAAGGAAGAUGUUUGUUAGUCAACACUGCAGCUUCUUUUGCACAGACUGCCAGAUCUUGCACUGAUGUAGCUUGUUCUGGAACAGCAAAGCACAUGUGUUGAGGGUUUGCACCGUAAUAAUGUAACCACAAUAGUCUAAUAUAAGCAAAUCUUUAAUCUGCUGAAGUCUAGUCCUUAAAGCUGGACUCAGUAGCCAGGCAAAGUGGAGGCGGAACACGGUUUGUAAAUGGUGGCUGCCUUCUGAAGUUCUAGAAUCAACAUUAUAAAUGUUCUGAUAUUGCCAGCGGAUUAUUAGUAAAACUGAGAAAAGUUGCAUUUGGAUGAUCAUAUAUUUUUCUGUGGUUGAAAAGAAGGGGGAUGGGAAAAGGUUUAGCUUUUGAUUUAAAAAAAAAAAAGGGGGGGUCCCCACAAAAAUAGACCUACUGAAGAUCUUCUGAAGGUCAGCUUUACAUCCAGUUAUUUAAUUUCCAACUGUCAUAUGCUAAGAGUUCAUAAUCUUGAUUUGCUUUUAGUCUGAAUUCCUGAUAUACACAUGGUAACCUAUCUCCAAAAUUACAAUAAAUAUAUAUUGCCAGCAUGAGAAA
Falco peregrinus (peregrine falcon) is the source of this 3011-nucleotide messenger RNA. It is a transcript of the gene MAT2B, whose product is annotated as methionine adenosyltransferase 2 non-catalytic beta subunit. The record is from RefSeq and is a predicted model, not a curated record. Gene Ontology annotation, cellular component: methionine adenosyltransferase complex. Gene Ontology annotation, biological process: S-adenosylmethionine biosynthetic process. Bases 608 to 1579 code for a protein of 323 amino acids. The transcript has 7 exons. NCBI's taxonomy places the organism in Eukaryota, Metazoa, Chordata, Aves, Falconiformes, Falconidae. Gene Ontology annotation, molecular function: methionine adenosyltransferase regulator activity.